Cucumis melo (muskmelon) is the source of this 530-nucleotide messenger RNA. RefSeq names its product protein transport protein Sec61 subunit beta. The coding region runs from base 136 to 381 and encodes 81 amino acids. The record is from RefSeq and is a predicted model, not a curated record. The transcript is spliced from 2 exons. Gene Ontology annotation, biological process: intracellular protein transport. NCBI's taxonomy places the organism in Eukaryota, Viridiplantae, Streptophyta, Magnoliopsida, Cucurbitales, Cucurbitaceae. Gene Ontology annotation, cellular component: Sec61 translocon complex; endoplasmic reticulum membrane.
GUCAAAUACAAAUAGGCAUAAACUUCAAUAGAAAUAGAAGAAAAGAAAAGAAAAGUUAGAAUUAGCAUUCCCUUCUGAAUUCCAAUUCCAUCUCCCCAUUCCAAACAAACAACUCUUCUUCGAUUUUGUCUCAGAAUGGCUUUAGGUGGAGGUCCCCAGAGAGGAAGUGCGGCAGCUACUGCCAGCAUGCGCAGGAGAAGAACAACAAGUUCUGGUACAUCUGGAGGUGCAGCUGGAACAAUGCUGCAGUUUUACACGGAUGAUGCUCCUGGACUCAAGAUAUCCCCCAAUGUUGUUCUCGUCAUGAGCAUUGGUUUCAUUGCUUUUGUUGCCGUUCUCCAUGUUAUGGGUAAGCUGUACUUCGUGCGAAGAGAAGCCUAGAGGGUUUUCCCCUGAUAAAAGUGUGAUGCAUAUUUAAAUUCAUUGUGGCAAAAGUUUAAUUUUGAACUGAACUCUCGUUUGUCAUUACAGUCAAAACUAAUUUCGAUUUUGUUACUAGUUAGAAUGAAAGAGCUUUUCUGUUCUCUAAA